Prorocentrum cordatum is the source of this 1369-nucleotide messenger RNA. Lineage: Eukaryota; Dinophyceae; Prorocentrales; Prorocentraceae. The record is from the annotation of a GenBank genome assembly.
AGGCCUGGGGGUCGGGCGAUAGUUCGGGGCCGCCUACGCCGCCGACAAGACCGAGUUCGACACCCGACCUGGACAAGACGCCGGAGAACUCGACGCCGAACUCGACCUCGUCGCCCGAUCUGGACGAGACGCUGCAGAACUCGCGUCGGCGCUCGCAGAGUGCGGCUCGAGCUGCCGGCGCCGCUCUUGGGCUCGACACCGAGUUCGACACCCAGCUGGAGGGGGCACUGCAGCACGGCUGGAGAAGGACGACCAGCUGGAGGGUGGAGCAGGGCCGCUGGCAGCCGCACAUAUUCCGCAUGAGCACCUGCGAGGCCGAGGCUGGGGCCGUCGGGGAACAGUCGCCGAGCGGGGACGGUGCCGCCGAGAGGCAGCACUCGCUGUACGAGGAGCCCAUCGGCGAGGUCCCGCCACCCACGCCGCGCAUGUUCCGCAUCAGCACCUGCGAGGCCGAGACCAGGGCUUCCGUGGAGCGGCCGCUCGACGGGGACGGAGACGCCGAGAGGCAGCAUUCGCUGUUCGGGUAGCCCAUCAGCGAGGUCCCGCCGCCCACGCCGCGCAUGCUCCGCGUCCCGAGGCCGAGGCCAGGGCGUCCGUGUUUCCGUGGAGCGGCCGCUCGACGGGGACGGGGGCGCCGAGAGACCGCGCUCGCCGCUCGGGCAGCAUGGCGCCGCAGCCGCUCCCCUGGGCCUCUCGCUGGCCCUGGACGUUGCAUCUUCGGGGAGGUAUCGCCUCGCCCCCCAAGUUGCCGCAUUGUCGUGUGCCCGGCGCGGGCUCGAUGCGGACGCGACGCAUGGGGAGGAGGGAGGAGGCACCCACUGCUCGCUUCUCGUGCGCGGCCGAGCCAAUCGCACUGCAGCUCCGCGGGUCGCCUGCCCUCCUCCCGCUUCCUCCCUCCUCACCUCAAUCAUCCUCCUGCUUCUCUUCCUCACCUGGCGGCGGCCCACUCAGCAUCAGCUGCUGCCUGUCUUCGCCUGUUUGCUUGCACAUUUUCCCAGGCGGACCGAUGCCCAGCACACAGUCAAGACACGCAACAGCUUCCGCCCGUCUCCUCUGUCGCGCUGAGCGGGAGAGGCCUCUCCCUCGCUCGGAGCCCCGCCGCCGUGUCGUGUGCUUUCGCGCGGGGGCGUGUACAGCUUAGGCGAUGCUUAAGAAAACUUGAAUUUUCGGCCAGGGUCUCGAUUCUUCUUAAUGUUUCAAUCCAUUUCGCGUGGUGUAUAGAACUACUUGUGCUUUCGUGCCCCACAGGGACCUUCCAGCACCAAAGCCAGUGCCCGAGCCCCCAUGACGGUUGGCUUCCCCCAGGAUGUGCUCCUUCUCAGGCGUGGGACCUGCGUGAGGUCCCGAUUUUCGAGUUCGGCGAAGGCCC